AUGGCUUCUCCAGGGGGAGGUUGGUGUUUAAUCGAAAGUGACCCCGGGGUCUUCUGCUCCUUAGUAGAGAGGAUUGGUGUUAAGGGAGUCUCCUUUUCUGAGGUGUACGGACUCGAUGAGGGAUCCUUUGAGUCUCUGGAGGCUCCAGAAACAAACAGAAAGAUCUUGGGGUUUGUUUUCCUCUUCAACUGGACCAAGGACAACAAAAGGCACGGGGAGGAUUCCAGAGAGCCCAUAGAUUCCACGGAUGAGGAAGCACCUUUCUUCGCAACGCAGGGCCCCUUGUGCGUGGGGGAGUGCGAGAGCUCCGACUGGAAGGAAGUUGUCCGCAAGGAAAUACUCAGGAGAGUAGAAGAGAUUCAGGCUCGGGGAGAGGAGUUGCGGUUCAACUUAUUGGCUGUCACCACAAAUCCGCUGGAUAACAUCAACAAGGCACUAAAAGAGGCGCAACGGACUGCGGAGCUAGCUGCUGCAAAACAGUCUGGAGAGCCCCUUGAGGAAGGCGAAAGUAACUGCCUUCCCUCCGAUCCUAAGGAGCUCGAGCAGGAAUGGGAACGGGAAAAUGCCCGACGGUGUCAUGACUUUACACCCUUCGUCUUGUGCGCUCUCCGCCACCUCGCAAAGAAGGGCGAGUUGCUCAAGGCGGUGCACCGCGCAACAGAAGCCGCAGCUGCAGAAGAAGCAGCAGCAGCGCAAACAGCGAGACGUGGAAAAACAUCCAAAGGAGGAAAUGCGGCGAGACGAGGAGCGCAGGAGGCCGCGCGAGGAGGGGAGACUGCGAGAGGAUGGGAGACUGCGAGAGGAGGGAAGAUCACGUGA
This is a messenger RNA of Cyclospora cayetanensis, 819 nucleotides long. Its product is annotated as ubiquitin carboxyl-terminal hydrolase 2. Gene Ontology annotation, cellular component: cytoplasm. Gene Ontology annotation, molecular function: cysteine-type deubiquitinase activity. Bases 1 to 819 code for a protein of 272 amino acids. Gene Ontology annotation, biological process: protein deubiquitination; ubiquitin-dependent protein catabolic process. The transcript is spliced from 8 exons. NCBI's taxonomy places the organism in Eukaryota, Apicomplexa, Conoidasida, Eucoccidiorida, Eimeriidae. The record is from RefSeq and is a predicted model, not a curated record.